Rhodamnia argentea is the source of this 1813-nucleotide messenger RNA. Its product is annotated as xyloglucan O-acetyltransferase 1. The transcript is spliced from 2 exons. The coding region runs from base 15 to 1391 and encodes 458 amino acids. Gene Ontology annotation, molecular function: O-acetyltransferase activity. The record is from RefSeq and is a predicted model, not a curated record. Gene Ontology annotation, cellular component: Golgi apparatus. NCBI's taxonomy places the organism in Eukaryota, Viridiplantae, Streptophyta, Magnoliopsida, Myrtales, Myrtaceae.
GAGAGGAAGAGAAGAUGGGUGGUUCGAGCCCAUUCAAAGACCAGAAUAAGCAACACUCGACGACGACGACGACGAUGACGACCUUCUUCUCCUUCUGGAGGUUCUUGCCUUACACCAUCUACGCCAUCCUUCCCAUGGCUCUCUUCCGCGUGUACUUCUACCCUCUCCCUGUCCCCCAGUCUCCCACGGACCGCCUCCCUCGCUCCGACCACAUCCUCGUUGCGCCUUCUCUCUCCUCUCCCCGUCAAGCUGAAAAACCAGGAGGUGAUGCAGUCACUGAAGCCCCUCCUCCUCCCUGUGACUACACCAAUGGCAAGUGGGUCCCCGACAAGUCGGGCCCUCUCUACAAUGGGACGACUUGCGGCACGAUAAAGGAUGGCCAGAAUUGCAUCGCACACGGCAGGCCUGAUUUGGAGUACCUCUAUUGGAGGUGGAAGCCCCGUCUAUGCCACCUACCCAGGUUUCAACCGACCAAAUUUCUCCAACUUCUCAGGAACAAAAAUGUCGCCUUUGUUGGUGACUCCAUGGCUAGGAACCAGUUGGAGUCUCUCCUCUGCAUGCUGUCCUCUGUUUCUGACCCCAUCCUUGUGUACAGAGAUGGAGAGGACAACAAGUUUAGGAAGUGGAAUUUCCCCGGUCACAACAUGACCAUUUCGGUAUACUGGUCACCUUUUCUAGUUAAGGGUGUGGAGAAAUCAAGCUCAGGGCCUGAUUACAACAAGUUGUAUUUAGACUCUGUGGAUGAGAGGUGGGCAGGCGAUUUAGGUUCGCUGGACAUGGUGGUUCUGUCAGUCGGGCAUUGGUUUCUUCAUCCUGCUGUGUAUUUCGAGGGUGGCUCUGCCCUUGGAUGCCAUUACUGCCCCGGCUUGAACCAUACUGAAAUCGGUUUCUACGAUGUGUUGAGGAAGGCCUUGAGGACUUCGCUUAAGGCCCUGAUUGCUAGGACCAGGGCUAGUGGCAGGGUGACGGAUGUGUUCGUGACGACGUUCUCGCCAUCGCAUUUUGAGGGCGACUGGGACAAGUUCGGUGCUUGUCCGAAGACGAAGCCUUAUCAAGAAGGUGAAAAGCCGCUCGAAGGAAUGGAUGCGGAGAUGAGAAAAAUUGAGGUGGAGGAAGUGGUGGCUGCGAAAGCAGAUGCGAGGGAUUUCUCGGGGAUUAGGCUCGAGGCCUUGGACAUAACCAAAUUGUCGCUGAUGCGGCCGGACGGCCAUCCGGGCCCGUACAUGUACGCCUUCCCAUUCGCUGACGGGGUGAAGGACCGCGUGCAGAAUGAUUGCGUGCAUUGGUGCUUGCCAGGGCCCAUAGACACAUGGAACGGGAUACUGUUAGAGGCGAUCAAGAGAUGGAACGGCGGAGAGAUGAACAGGUUAUCUCUAGAUCUAGCACGAUGAAUGAAGUUUGCAUCCGUCAUUCGAUGACUUCGGCAGUGGCUCGGUGGCGAAUCUUUAAUCUCCGGAACGAGACAAAUAGACGAGGUAGAACGACGAAACAAUUCCGUCUCGGAUGAAACGCAGUGACCAAAUAUGGAUCGCUUCGAAGGAAGACAAUGGGAAUGAUUGAGGAAACUGAAGGAAGGAAGGUUCUAAUGUUGCCAGAGAACGGGAUUUGUUUCGAAGAUGGUGGUGUGAUCUUUGCCUUAUGCACAAAAAUGAUACCACAGCUAGAAUUCAUAGAGGAAACUGAUUGCCUUUCUCCAGUUCUUUUAUUCUGUUCAUGGACAGAAAGUCUCAUCUUCGGUUAGUUUAGGGCAAUGUGCUAGACUUCAGUUUUUGUCUUGAAAGGAAUUUGUGGCUCUACCGCACUUGGUUGUCUU